AUGAGUGUUACAAUACAAAACGGUUGUAAAAUGCGGAGCGAAUUUGUUUAUCAGGAAAAUAAUGAAGAAACAAUGAAUGGCGAACAUUGGAAUUUUGGUGGACAUUUGUGGUGGGUUUUUUAACACGGAAUUUCGUGGUUAUAAAUUCAAUUUCAAAGUUCAAAUGUUACUUCAAAAUCUUCCAAGCAUAAAAAUUCCCAUUUUUCCAGGAAAAUCAGUGCGGAUAAUUCAGGCGGAGAAUUCAUUGUCUAUAUCAAUUUAGAACGUCCAACUGUUCCUGAAAACGACGUGAAAACAUGGACUUGCCACGUGGAAGGCGAAUUUCGCAUUUUGAAGCAAAAUCAUGAGGGUGGCUAUAAGCAAUGCGAUUUCGAUUUUUAUUUCAAUCACGAUGAAUCAUCGACUGGACAUAUGGUUUUGAAAACGAAAAAAUUGGAGAGAGAUGGAUAUUUAACUGGCAAUUUGGAUCGAAUUGUGAUUGAGAUUCAUUUCGAUUUCAAAUUUUUUGAUUUUUCGAAAAACAUCGAUGGAUUUACGGAUCUUAAAAUACUGUUGGAAGAUUCGAUUUUUUAUUUUAAUAAGGCGGUUUGUUUUUUUUUUUGAAUUUGAGUUAUGACGUGGCAAACUCAUGUUUAGUAAUUGAUAAAAGAUAGUUUUCAGCUACUUAUAUCCCAAUCCAAAUAUUUCUUCGAAAAAAACGAUUCAUCAGAGAUCAGAAUUGACGAAAAAUUGUGCGACGAAGACGAAUUUUGUUGUUUUUUGGUGUCGAUGUACAAUAGAGCGAAUAUGAUUGAUUGUAAGCGAUUGUCCACAUGAAAGACUGAAAUUUUCAAAUUUUCAGAUGGAGCUAUUCGAUCACUCGCAAAACUCGCACUUAUAUUCCAAGCUCCAGCAAUUAUGUCAAUUUGCGAAGACUAUGAAAUUCGACGACUUUUGCCCAAAAAUCGAUCGGAUUAUUACAAACCUUUCGAGAAGUUCAAAUUUUGUUUGAUGUCAAGUUUUGAAACUGCUGAAAAAUAUGGACUAGAGCUACUUAUGGUAACUUCUUAAUUUAUGCCUUUCAGCUCUCUUCUUCUAAAAUAAACUUUCUUUCAGCAAAACUCUCUGACUUCAUUCGAAAAUCGAAAACAAAUUCGAGAAUUCAAAGAUCUUCCCGAGUAUGCCGAAUUGAAAGAAACGACGAAGAAGCGGAUUUUCAAACGAUAUUUGAAUAUUUUAUAA
This is a messenger RNA of Caenorhabditis angaria, 1221 nucleotides long. The record is from the annotation of a GenBank genome assembly. NCBI's taxonomy places the organism in Eukaryota, Metazoa, Nematoda, Chromadorea, Rhabditida, Rhabditidae.